UUUGAUAGAAUUUUCUUUAUAACGAUCAAAUUCCACAUUAAAUUUAUUUCUAAAAAUAAUAUUUACAAAUAUAUUAGUAUAUUCUUUAAAUGAUAUGCCACUUUUGAACUUUCCCAAACCUUGAACUAUUGCCAUCCCAUCAAAAAUGAGACAAGUUUUGCCAGAGUCAGUAAGUGCAGGUACAUAUUUGAUCUAAUCAAAAAAGGAACCAAAAAAGACAUCGAAGAAGACGACCUUUACGAAGUAACAAAACAAUGCAAAUCAAAAUUAUGUGGAGACAAGCUAGAACAAGAAUACUUGAAGAAACAUGGAAAACCGCCAUCAUUAUUUAAAAUGCUCUUUAACAUAUACGGGCUGAAAUGUAUAUUAUGGGGCAUAACUCAGUUAAUGGCUGAAUUAUUAAAAAGUGUUUUGGAACCAAAUGCCUUAAGCAACCUAGUAUAUUACUUCACUCCAGGACAAACCAAAAUGACCAAAGUUGAUGCUUACUCCAACGCAAGUUUAAUAUUAUUUUCCACAUUUUUUCAAAAAAUGUACUUUUACAACUACGAUUUAUACCUCUGCAUGAUUGCAAUUGAAGUAAGAACGUCUGUGUGUUCCUGUUUAUUCAGGAAGGUCCUUAAAUUGAGUCCUGCGGCAGUAUCACAGAGUAAUUUAGGAAAUAUCGUCACUCUGAUUACUAAGGAUGUUCAACAGAUUAGAAGAAGCAUGUUUGUCUAUAACGAUUUAUGGGUUUUUUCGUUGGUAGUAUGCACAACCUGUUACUUGCUCUAUUCAAGAAUUGGAGCUGUUUCUUUGAUAGCUAUAGGAGUCUUUAUUUGUGCUAUACCAUUAGAAGUUUUCAUUGGAAGAUUAAUAAAUAAACUACGGAUGCAGACCAGUGUAAAAACUGAUCAGAGGCUUCAAGUUACACAAGAAGUACUAACAGCCAUUAAGAUAAUAAAAAUGUACACAUGGGAGGAGUUUUUCUAUAGAAGAAUUGAUUGGGCACGAAGAAAAGAAGUAGCAAAAAUGCUUUUAGUGUUCUAUCUUCGAAUGAUUCUCUUGCUACUGGGCACUCUAGUAUCUAAAAUUGGUCUUUAUCUACUCAUCAUGGCUUACAUAUGGAUGGAGGAACCUAAUGAUGCUUCAAUUAUUUUUUUUAUCACAGCUCACUUCGAUACUUUAAGAAUAUUUUUUGCUCAUAUCCUACCAGAUUCGUUUGGAAAAAUCGCGGAACUUUCCACAGCGAUGUCAAGGAUAAGCAAAGUAUUAGUUGCAGAAGAAGUAAAGGAUAAUACGAAAGAUGAACAUCAAAAAACAAUUAUUAACCCUUUAAUUGAAUUGAGAAAUGUAACAGUUUGUAUUGAAGAUACUGAUAUUUUAAAAGAAGCCAAUAUUAGUGUACAAUCAUCUGGACUUACUCUUAUAACUGGUAGAGUAGGCACUGGUAAAAGUUGCUUUUUGAAAACUAUUUUGCAAGAGUAUCCUCUCGUGACCGGAAAAGUUGUAGUUAAAGGAACAGUUUCUUAUGCCUCUCAAAAUCCAUGGUUGUUUCCUGGAACAAUUAAACAAAAUAUUUUAUUUGGAGAAAAAUUUGAUGAAAAAAGAUAUCAAGAAGUACUAAGAGUGUGCGCUCUUCAAUACGACUUAAAUCUUUUCGAAAAAGGAGACGAAACCAUUUUAUCUGACAAUGGACAAAAUUUGAGCAAAGGCCAACAAGCUAGAGUGAAUCUAGCCAGAGCAAUUUAUAAACAAAGCGACAUUUACCUGCUUGAUGAUUGUCUUUCUGCCUUAGAUACACAUGUGCAUAAUUUUAUUUUCAAUCAGUGUAUAAAAACUUAUUUAAAAAACAAAAUUUGUAUCUUGGUCACCCAGAAUCAAAAUAAGUUUAAAAAUGAAGAGAACGUUUUUGUUAUGAUCAACGGUAAAAUUAAAAAUUAUUUUAGCCCUAGACAAAGAUCCUUACAAGAUAUGCAGUUGUUAAAAGAAUCUAUACUAGGUAUAAAAGAAAAAUCAUCAUUACAAGAAAAUUUUAAAUCACUAGAAACUGAUAAAUUGUUGGAAACAGAACAGAUCAUCCAUAAAAAUAUAUACGAAGAAAAACUAAAGAAAGGAGCAGUGGAUAAAACUGUUUAUAAGAAAUACGUUCUUUUCGGAGGGGGCUUCUUGAUUUUAUUGAUAAAUCUGAUCCUUAUAGGUUUGAAUCAAACUGCUGAAAGUUAUUCUGAAAAAUUAAUAUCUGUUUGGACUGACGAAAAACAACAUGUUCUGGGACUCAAAUCUAAUAUCACAGCAUCAAGGGAAAAUAUUUCAAUUGUACAUCCAGCUCUAGAGAUUGCAGAAUCUCAGGCUGCCUCUACAUUUAAAAUGUACUCAAUCAUGUUGGCAGUAUCAGUUACUAUUGAACUUAUAAGGACUUAUACGUUUCUAGAUUUUUGUAGAAGAGCUUCAAUAAAAAUCCAUAAAGCUAUGGUUCGAAAUGUGCUUGAAGCUGUUAUGACAUUUUUUGAUUCGCAUUUCAUUGGAAAUAUUUUAAAUAGAUUUUCACAAGAUAUUAUUAAUGUUGAUGAGAAUUUGCCAUUUCAACUAAGCGGAUGUCUAGGAGUAAUUUUUCGAGUUGGAGGAGCAGUAAUCCUAUUGAUCUCAGUAAAUGCUUACUUUUUAAUUUAUUCCGUUGUUUUUUUCUUUGCUAUGAUGGCUCUUUUAAAAUUAUACCUGCCCAUUGCAAGGAACCUGCAAAGACUUGAAGCCUCAACUCGAAGUCCUAUGUUAGGCCACUUAAACGCAGCCUUAGAAGGAAUGACAACAAUAAGGGCUUAUAAAAUGGAAAACAUGGUCGUAGAGGAAUACGAAAAACACCAAGAUGUUUUCACUUCAGCACAUUAUACAUUAUUGUGUUAUCAAUACGGUUUUGGAUUUUUUAUGCAAAUGCUAGCUGCAACUAUGAUAACCAUGGUGGUUAUAAGUUUUAUUUUUUUCGAAACAGGAGCUUCGGCUGGUAGUAUCGGUUUGGGAUUAACCCAAGUAAUCAGUUUAGGUUCUAUAAUUCAAGAAACGGUAAAGUCUUGGGCAGAUUUGGAAAACAUGAUGACAGCUACUGAAAGAGCAUUGGAAUAUACGAAUAUUAAAACAGAAAAUAAAGAUGGAAUAUUGGUUAAAAACUGGCCGAAUGAUAAAAAGAUCAAAUAUGAAAAUGUAUCUUUGACUUAUAAUAACAAUGAAAUUGUACUAAAUAAAUUAAAUUUUGACAUAUUAUCUAAAGAAAAAGUUGGAGUUGUAGGUCGAACUGGAGCUGGAAAAUCUUCUAUAAUUUCUACGAUCUUUAGAUUAUACGAAGUAGAAGGAGAUAUACUAAUAGAUGAUAUUAAUAUUAAGACCAUUUCUUUAAACUACCUCAGAAGAAAUUUAGCUAUUAUCCCUCAGGAUCCGUUCUUAUUUUCUGGAACAAUUCGAUCGAACCUGGACCCGUAUGGAAACUUUAACGAUAAUGAUCUUUGGAAUACUUUAGAAAAAGUGCACUUAAAACGUUUUAUUGCAGAUUUGGAUAUGGAAGUGAAAUCGGGUGCUUCUAAUUUCAGUUUGGGUCAAAAACAAAUGAUCUGUGUAGCUAGAGCCAUAUUAUCUAAAGCGAAAAUAGUAAUUUUAGAUGAAGCUACUGCUAAUAUGGACCAAGAAACCGAGAAUUUAAUUCAUAAAGCUAUUAGAGACAACUUUUCUGAUUGUACAGUGUUAAUAAUUGCUCACAGAUUGGAGUCAAUUCUAGAAUGUGAUAAGGCAAUGGUAUUGGAUCGCGGUGAAAUAAAAGAAUUUGACAAACCUGAUAUUUUGUUAAAUAAUAAAAAUAGUUUGUUUACCAAAAUGAUUCAGCAAGCAGAUAUUUCUAAAUAAACAUAUUUCGUUUGUUACGCUUUUUAUGUUUUCGGUAUUUAUAUAAAUACAUUAUGUAUUUUUUUGUUAA
This is a messenger RNA of Psylliodes chrysocephalus, 3940 nucleotides long. The record is from the annotation of a GenBank genome assembly. NCBI's taxonomy places the organism in Eukaryota, Metazoa, Arthropoda, Insecta, Coleoptera, Chrysomelidae.